This is a messenger RNA of Macrosiphum euphorbiae (potato aphid), 480 nucleotides long. NCBI's taxonomy places the organism in Eukaryota, Metazoa, Arthropoda, Insecta, Hemiptera, Aphididae. The record is from the annotation of a GenBank genome assembly.
AUGUCUUCUAGAAUAUCUUCUAGAAAUUUACAAGUCGCUAGCGCAUCAUUUAUUUUAAUUCAUUCAAUUUUUAAAAAAAAAAAAAUAAUAAAAAAAAGUGAAAGAAAAUGGUGGCAAACAAAUUUAAUGAAGUCUAGAGACAUAUAUAGUGGAUCAGAUUUAUUAAAUUGUCUUCAGGAACAGGAAAUAAGUGGACAGUACAGAAAUUUCAUUAGAAUGUCGUCUAUUGAUUUUGAAUAUCUUAUAAAUUUGAUCGGUGCAAAAAUUUCCAAAAAAGAUACUAAUUUCCGGAAAGCCAUUCCUAUGCAAAAAAGAUUGGCCGUUACGUUACGAUUUUUGGCAACUGGUGAUUCCUAUCAAAGUUUGCAGUAUCUUUUUAAAAUGUCGAAAAAAGUCAUUGGACAGAUUGUUCCCGAAGUAUGCCAAGCAAUUGUGGAAGCAUUAAAAGAAAAUAUACAAGUAUGUAUGCAUGUUAUAUGA